CUGGCGUUGCUUGGCAACACUGCAAACAACAUGGCGAAGUUUGUGGUUGCAGGCAGAGCAACUUGCCCUUAUUUUGCCAAAUGUGAACUUAUGGCAGACCAUCUUUCACAAAGCUUGCCAGAUUUCAAGGUUCAUAAGAUUAUCAAACAUCCUGAAGAUUGGCGGCCAUGGCUUGAAUCAAUAUGUGAAAAAAAUAACUGGAAGCAUGAACAUUCCCCAAUUAUAUGGAGAGAACUUGUGGACCGUGGAGGAAAGGGAUCAUUAUUAGGUGGAUUCAAUGAAUUUAUGGAGUAUGUGCAGAGUUACUAUGGUUUUAUUUCUGAUGUGAAAACUGAUCUCAUGAUCAAAAUUGCAAAGGAGAACUUCAAGACUUACCUGAAGGAUAUGGAAGAAGAGAAAAUGAAAAGAAGCCUAACAAAACCAAUGUCAGUCUGGAUUAGUGGAGCAUUGAAUCCUGCUUGCUACAUUCUGAUUCCCUCCUUGCUGAGUGGAGAGAUAUUUGGUGAAGACAAGCUUAUCAGCUUAAACCUGUUGGACAUUGAAGACUCCAUGUCAAGUUUAAAUAGCUUACAAAUGGAGGUUGAAGACAUGGCCUUCCCAUUACUUCAUAAAGUAUCAGUACAUAAUUCCUUAAGAAAAGCUUUCAUGGAUGCUGAAAUUAUCAUUAUUCUCGACGAUAUUGUACCAGAUGAAAAUAACUCAUUGGAAGACUGCUACAAAGACAUGGUCAAUCUCUACCAAGAGAUUGGAGUUAGGAUUGACACUUUUGCAAAAUUUGAUGUCCGUGUGAUUGUUGCUGGUGAGCACAUAUUGAAUUCGAAAAUGCACAACCUCCUGGAGAGCGCAUUUUCUGUCGAUCAUCAUAAUAUUGUAGCGCUUUCAACUCAAUUUGAAGGAGAAGCCAAGGCACAGAUAGCUAAGAAAUUGAAUGUGAAUACAUUAGAUGUGAAGGAUGUAAUUGUUUGGGGAAACAUUGGUAGAACUACUUACAUUGACUUGCAUAGAGCACGUGUUCAUCGAUACGAAAGUGCUGUCUGGGGUCCACCUGAGUUUUCACGUCCUGUAUUGGAGGUACUAAAUGACAGUAAGUGGAUAGAGACAGAAUUCCGGGAAGCAGUAAAUUCUCACCGAUCAAUGGUUCAGAAAAUGUCAAAGCGUCCUUUAGGAUUUUCUUUGGCGGCUGCAAUAUACAAAGUCUUACAUUGCUGGUAUUUUGACUCACCAGCAGGGGAGAUAAUGUCUCUUGGAGUUGUCAGUAAAGGUGAUUUCAAUAUUCCGAUGGAUCUCAUCUUCUCUGUGCCAGUUCGAUUUUGUGGCGGCAAGUGGGUGAUCCAGACAGACAUUGAAAUCAAUGAGGAGACCAAAAAAAUGCUGAAAUACAUUGUUCAAGAACUGAAAAUGGAGCAACAGUUAAUUUUCUCUUCCAUAAGUGAAGGAGAGAAAGAGUCCAGUCUCUCAUCUUUGGCAGAACUACAACAUGUAUCAAAAUCUGAAGAAAUAAAUCCGGAGGAAAAUUCAGAUGUUGGAGAAUAACAAUGUGCAAGAUAGGCACUGAACAAUAUUUAAUGUUCUGCAACUCCAGGAG
Mobula hypostoma (lesser devil ray) is the source of this 1585-nucleotide messenger RNA. It is a transcript of the gene mdh1b, whose product is annotated as malate dehydrogenase 1B, NAD (soluble). Gene Ontology annotation, molecular function: L-malate dehydrogenase (NAD+) activity. The coding region runs from base 31 to 1533 and encodes 500 amino acids. The transcript is spliced from 10 exons. The record is from RefSeq and is a predicted model, not a curated record. Gene Ontology annotation, biological process: tricarboxylic acid cycle; oxaloacetate metabolic process; malate metabolic process. NCBI's taxonomy places the organism in Eukaryota, Metazoa, Chordata, Chondrichthyes, Myliobatiformes, Myliobatidae.